CAGACUCUCAGACGGGGAAGCUACUCUGUGUGUGUUAGUGUGAGUUUCAGUGUGUGUGUUCCGAUCAAAGGAGGAACUAACUGUCCGCCGUGAUGGAGAGACGAUCAGCCUGUCAGACACACCUGAGGGCGAACAGAACCGCUCUCUGGUUCUGUUUGGUUCUGUUGUUCUCAGCUGGAGCUGGAGGCGUGAAAUCCCACCCCUCCUCCACGCUCAGUGUCUCCACCCCUCACCUGUUCUACACCUGUCCUGAAGGUGCAACAGCUAAGCUGGUGUGUGGUCAAAGCGGAGUGGCGUUACACCAAACAGACGUUCUGAAGCGCAGCUGGCUCUUCACACCACAUGCCGAUCAGCACUGCUCGGGGAGGGAGGGGCCACGCCACACUGUCGUUGGCGGCCAUUCCCAUAGUAACCACAGCCUGACACCGGGGCUGCAUUUUGGGUCGUCGGAGCAGAACUUCUGGAUGGUUCUGCAGAAUGUGACACUGGCCGAUCAGGGCAGAUACUGCUGUCUGUUGCUGGACUUCCAGGUAGAGCACAAACACGCAGCCAUCGUCCAGAAACCUCACAGCCACAUGAUCCUGCAUGUGUCCCCACGGAGGAACGGGUCUCAGGAGUGCACUGUGUGGGACCCCGCUCCAGCUGGAGGCUUGGUACCUGUGGUCGUGGCGGCCUCCGCGUGCAUCAUAGCUCUGUUCGCCCUGCCUCUGAUCCUGCUGCUGGUGUACAAACAGAGACAAACACACAAAUCAAGACGUGCCCAAGAGCUGGUCAGGAUGGACAGCGAGGCUCAGGGUCACGAGAACCCAGUGUUUUUUGGCGAGUCCCCUCAGGCAAAGACUCGCACCGUGUCUCAGAUCAUGACCAGACAGUCCUCAGAGACGGGGCGCCACCUGCUGUCUGAACCUGGAACACCCCUCUCUCCUCCGGCACACGGGGACGUGUUCUUCCCCAUAGAAGACACCAUCCCUGAGUCACCUGACCUCCUGCAGGUGUGAGGAGGGGAACACCUGCUGACCCUGAAUCAGCCCUUUGUCUCCACCUGCUGGACUCUUUCUGCUGGUUUCCUGCAGCUCGUCAGCUUUUUAUCUACAAACAGUUCUGCAGUCAUCUGCACCAUCAACAAAGACCAGAGCAGCUCCUGCACGGUUUCUUACAGCUGUUUUCACACAUGCACACCUGGAAAUGUCUGAUUUUGUCUCUUUAUGAACAUAUAGAACUGGACGUAAUCACAAUAUUUAAAGGACAGAGUGAUGCAGGGUGACAUCAUUAAUAUUUAUACUAAAUGAUCAAACUGGUCUUGGACUGCUUCAUCUCCUCACCUUCACACUUCACUCAGGACAUUCACCUGCAGCUUUACUUCAAUCACAGGGGGGCGGGACCUGUCAAUCAAAACCUGCUGCAGGCCCCCCCCUUAGGAUGUGAUGGUCAGACUUUCUGUUCAUGUGAACUCGUCUUUGUAACACAACAUAAACCUUCCUCUCAUUUCUACCUGAACAGGUGAGCUCACACCUACGUCUGUCUCUUUAAGAAAGUUUAGAUCAAAGCUUCAAACCAAAGAGUCUCAGUCAGCUUCACCUCUGCACCUUCUGGAGAAACUUCUUCAUGGCUUUACUCCUCCCCCCUCCCCCUCCCUGUGUCUCCAUAAGCUCACCUGCUGUAUUUUUGAUAGUUCCUUUGACUCUUGUCAAACUUGUUGAUAUGAAGUUUGAUGAUUGAAGGUUCACAGAUUAUUUCCUGAAUGUAAAGAUAAAUAUGUGUCUCCUCUGUAAACCGUCUGUUCACUCACACGAGGUCCAGUUCCCCCCUGAUAAAACACGAGUGCGCCUUCGGACUUCAGGGUUUUUAUCACUGAUGUAUAUAUCAUGUUUUUUAAUCUGUGUUUUAAUGUGCAAUGUGAUGUUAAUGAAAGCAUUUAAUUAUCAUUAUUAUGUGACAAACCAAAGGGGGAGGGGCAGGAGUCAGAAAGAGAGAGAGAGAGGGGAGUCAGAGAGAGAGAUGGAAUAGGGGGGAAGAGUCAGAUUGAAAUAUUGUUUUCUUUUAUUCUGUUUUUAUAUUUUUUUCAUUCUGAGGUUAAAAUGUGUAAAAUUCUAAAACGUCAACUUGAUGUAGCCGAGACCGAACGACGACGAUGUUUCUACGUAAAAAUAAUAUAAUUGAACCAAAAAUGUGUGUGUUUUAUGAUAACUGUAUGCUCUCUCUUAAAUGUAUGUGUUGACUCUGUAUAAAGCUUCUUCCUAAUUCUCUCUUUUUCAAUAAAGUGGAGCUCUUA
Molecule: messenger RNA, 2272 nt
Organism: Labrus mixtus (cuckoo wrasse)
Lineage: Eukaryota; Metazoa; Chordata; Actinopteri; Labriformes; Labridae
Gene: vsir
Product: V-set immunoregulatory receptor
Exons: 9
Coding region: 93-998 (301 amino acids)
Biological process (GO): positive regulation of regulatory T cell differentiation; negative regulation of CD4-positive, alpha-beta T cell proliferation; regulation of immune response
Cellular component (GO): plasma membrane
Source: RefSeq, a predicted model, not a curated record